This is a messenger RNA of Sphaerulina musiva SO2202, 537 nucleotides long. Its product is annotated as inorganic phosphate transport PHO88. The transcript has 2 exons. Gene Ontology annotation, cellular component: mitochondrion; endoplasmic reticulum. The record is from RefSeq and is a predicted model, not a curated record. NCBI's taxonomy places the organism in Eukaryota, Fungi, Ascomycota, Dothideomycetes, Mycosphaerellales, Mycosphaerellaceae. Gene Ontology annotation, biological process: protein targeting to ER. Bases 1 to 537 code for a protein of 178 amino acids.
AUGAUGCAAGCGUCGAAGAAAAUUCCCUUUGAAGACCCUCAAGUCCUCAUGGGCGUGCGCGGACUCUACAUUGUCAGCAACAUCAUCAUCUUCGCCGUCUACAUGUACACCAAGAUGCAGAUUGACAAGAAGAAAGACAUGACCGUCCUCAAAUACGUCGAGCCCGCCCCCAUGGGCAGCACCGAAGAGCCCAAAGCCGUGACGACGACCGUCCACGCCUACGACCAGCAACAACUCAAGGGACUGUUCAAGUCGCAGCUCAUGGGUCUGGGCAUGAUGGCCGUGAUGCACUUGUACUUCAAGUACACCAACCCUCUUCUGAUUCAAUCCAUCAUCCCACUGAAGGGCGCAUUCGAGGGAAACCUGGUCAAGGUACAUCUGUUGGGUCAGCCCGCUUCGGGCGAUCUGAAGAGGCCAUGGAAGGCGGCUGCGGGCAUGAUGGGUGCUUUGAACCAGGGUGCUGGUGAGAUCAAGACGGAUAAGAAGAGCAUUGAGGCUGCGGAGAAGGCUGGCCGUGGAGGUGCUAAGGAGGAGUAG